GUCCACGUGCGUCCCGCAAUGUUUAUGUUUUUACACAGCAAAGUACGGGCGGUAAAGGCCGAUUUCUCGCACGAUGAACCAUAUUACCGGCUUUACGGAUUUGUGCAUUCCACAAGCUAAUCGAGCUCAGCUAGAAGCAAUCAUACGCGAAGCGAUCGAAUUAGGAUUCCACAAUAUUGCCAUCGAGCAGGAGCUGGACUUAACGAACAGUGGACCCUCUGCGAACAAAGACGAUGUGGUACCGACACCUUACUGUCUGCAAGAUUUAAAGGCUGCUUUCCAAGGACAGAUUCGGCUGUUCAACCGGUUAACCAUUAUCUUCGGCGAUGCACUCGCUUCAUUGGUGUUAAAUCGAUCGUCUAACAUACGAAGCUACGACCUGAUAGCAGCUCUACCGACAAGCGAGAGCGGCAUGACAUACGCUUGUCAAACGAUGCAUUGCAAUAUCAUAACGUACAGGAGCAACACAAUUCGUUUGCGACCAAAUCGCAAAUUUUACUAUCUGGCCGUGGAUCGUAACAUUGCGUUCGAGCUAAAGUAUGCACCGGCGAUCCUUAGCCCUGUCGAACGGAAAGAUACGAUUAACUGUGCUCAUCGAUACCAUUCGUUUGGAAAGUCGAAAAAUGUAGUGAUCUCCAGCUCGGCAAAAAACCCGUUCGAGCUCAGGAGUCCUUACGACAUAGCGAACCUCGGGCUUAUCUUUGGACUGAGCGAGGAACAAUCGAAAGAAGCAAUCCGAGGUGUCCCCAACCGUAUACUACUUGCCGCUGAAGGUCGGCGAUUUGGCAAGGCUGGUGUGGUAAUCACUCGUCGCCCAAAGCUCACUGAGGACAGUGACGAUUACUCUGAUUCGGAGCUGGAAGAAGAUGUCAGUGGUAGUGAUGAAAGCGAAGAUGUCGGAUCGAUUGUGCAGGCCCUUGAUGGCAAGGACGCAGAGGAGCAAGAUGUAGAGCAACUAAAACCCCCGAAAAAAAAGGCCAAACAUGAGGUUUAAUGCUGAAUACAUAAAAUUUUCCCCCCGAAUGCA
This is a messenger RNA of Anopheles stephensi (Asian malaria mosquito), 1027 nucleotides long. RefSeq names its product ribonuclease P protein subunit p30 (gene Rpp30). The transcript has 4 exons. Gene Ontology annotation, cellular component: nucleolar ribonuclease P complex. Lineage: Eukaryota; Metazoa; Arthropoda; Insecta; Diptera; Culicidae. Gene Ontology annotation, biological process: tRNA processing. The record is from RefSeq and is a predicted model, not a curated record. Gene Ontology annotation, molecular function: RNA binding. The coding region runs from base 74 to 994 and encodes 306 amino acids.